UUUACCCGCAGCUCUUAGAACAAAAUGGCGUCCCCACGUGAAAGAAAUGAUGCAACAAAGGUGAAACACAAAAAGCGGCACAUUUUGUUCUAGUAGUUUGUAGAUGGCCGUAAUUAACAGCGUAUAACUCACACGGUAUAUUUAUUAUCUCUCGGCACGAGAUAACAUGCGAGUAGCUACGUUUGUAUUCUAGAAUUCGAAUUAUUGUCUUCGCCGUUUGUUUGGCAACACAUUUUACAAUGCAUCCUAAGAUAGUCAAGCUUCACGAAUUUGCUGAUACUCAGCAAGAAGAACUUAUACAUGCUGCAGUCGCAUCAUUAAAACUUGGUCAUGUGAUAGCUUUACCAACAGACACCAUAUAUGGUAUUGCAGCUCUCACUCAGAGUUGUAAUGCUGUCCAAAAGCUGUAUGAAAUCAAAGGUCGUCAUCAGGAGAAGCCUGUGGCUAUAGCUGUUGGGAAUAUUGAGGAUGUCAAAAGGUGGGGAAAGGUGACUGUUUCUGAUGACAUCCUCACAGACCUACUUCCUGGUCCAGUUACUCUAGUGUUUGAGCGCACACCGGAGCUGAAUCCAAGCCUAAACCCAGGGACCACUCUCAUUGGUAUUAGAAUACCAAAUCACCAUUUUGUGAAAAAACUGGCAAAGGCGUGUGCAGAGCCAAUAGCUUUGACGAGUGCCAAUCAAAGCAGUGCAAUGAGCAGCCUGAAAGUGGAGGAAUUUAAAAGCUUGUGGCCUCAUUUAGAUUUGGUUGUUGAUGGAGGCCCAGUUGGGGAUUCUCCCGAGUGUCGUCAGGGCUCAACAGUCAUAAACCUCUCUGUUCCAGGGCAGUUCUCUAUCAUAAGGGAAGGAAGUGCAUACCAGCAAACGCUUGAUGUCCUUGAAGCAAAGUAUGGUCUUACAAAUACUGAAAGAUAACAAUUGCAGGAUGUUUCAGGAUUUGAGAUACACACAAUAUUUGAUGAUGUAGCAUUCUCAGAAUAGGGGGUCACACAUCAUAGCAUAUACUAAUCUUCAUAGAUUAAUUACUUUUCAUUUAAAUUCAUUUACAAUUUUAUAUCACAUUUUUUAUUAUUUAACUUUAUCUGAUACUAUCUUCCUUUGAAGAAUGCAUCUAGAUCAGUUUCAAAAGCAGUUCAAUUAAUUUGUAAAUACUGUCCCUGAGGCGGGCCCAGUAGUAUACAUAUGUCCAUUUCUUUAAGCAGAAUUAUUGUAUAUUUAUGCACCAUGCAAUAGACAAUUCUAUAUUACAAUUAUCGAAAUUAUUCUACAUACAUGAUUGAGUGCAAUGGAUGCACCACCGUUCAUUUUUAUCCAAAUUGUUAUACACACUUUAUAUUUAUGUGCUUGUACUAGAGAGAAACCUAUUGCUCCUGUAAAAUGAGUUUCACACCGUACUUGUAGGGCUGUAUUGUAACCAUUUGGUGAUAAUACUUGGUCUUGUCCUCUGCUGAUAAACCUUGUACUAAAACAGACCUAAGGCUGUUUUACAUUUCAAAGAGAA
This is a messenger RNA of Nematostella vectensis (starlet sea anemone), 1500 nucleotides long. RefSeq names its product threonylcarbamoyl-AMP synthase. The record is from RefSeq and is a predicted model, not a curated record. Gene Ontology annotation, biological process: regulation of translational fidelity. Gene Ontology annotation, molecular function: tRNA binding; nucleotidyltransferase activity; double-stranded RNA binding. Gene Ontology annotation, cellular component: cytoplasm. Bases 240 to 914 code for a protein of 224 amino acids. Lineage: Eukaryota; Metazoa; Cnidaria; Anthozoa; Actiniaria; Edwardsiidae. The transcript has 4 exons.